AUCAGAAGUCAUUUCUGAGACACAAGCGAGCAGAGGAAAGCCCGAGUCAUAAAGAUUCAUAUUCUGGGAGCGGCGUUCAAUUUGCGCACCAACAAAAUGAAGCCUUCCUCUUACUGCAUCCUCUUCAUCAUGACUCUGCUGUCGGAGAGCUACGCCAGCUCACGGGCCAUGUCUGCGACCAAGAUGGAAGACGGCAGCUCUGAGCAAGAUGUCCUCAGCCCGUUCCUGAGUGAAGAGGAGGUGGAUAAUGGCUUAAGUCCUCUGCCAGCAAGUCGCUACAUGGUGCUGGCCAUCGGCAAGGCUACUAAGGGAGGGGACUUAAAGAUCAUCGUUGUCGACACCGGCAUUUGGAAGGGUGCCAGGGCUCUGGCUCGAGGACUCUCACUUUACAAGUUCCAAGAUCCAGAGGCUGCACAGCCACCUGAGAACAUCAUGGCAAUGGAACGCAGGGGGGCAGACCAAGACGUGAGUUCCGGCAUAGCAAUCGCCAGGAGGAACACGAUGAGAUGCAUGGUGGGAAGGGUGUACCGACCUUGCUGGGAAGUGUAGGGGGACUUAAGGAUCCACCAAACAACCAACCAACCAACCAACCAACCUUACUUAUAUGUGUUAACGUUAAGCCCUAGCUGUGUCUAGCUGUGUUUGUUUUCUUGUAAGGUAUCCAACAUAUGUAAAAACAUCUACUUAUAACAAUUAAAAUUUAGAAUAAAAUAUGAAAGAAAACUUA
Molecule: messenger RNA, 727 nt
Organism: Anguilla rostrata (American eel)
Lineage: Eukaryota; Metazoa; Chordata; Actinopteri; Anguilliformes; Anguillidae
Gene: pmchl
Product: pro-melanin-concentrating hormone, like
Exons: 1
Coding region: 97-549 (150 amino acids)
Biological process (GO): behavior; chemical synaptic transmission
Molecular function (GO): type 1 melanin-concentrating hormone receptor binding; melanin-concentrating hormone activity
Source: RefSeq, a predicted model, not a curated record